AUGGCUACAAUUCGAAUAAUCGCUUUCUUGGCAGCGGUCAUUGCGAACUGUACUGCAUUUACCAACAUUGCCCCUUCACAGCGUGCCACGUUGCAAACCUCGAAAGAAGAUACUCUCUUCAACACCAAGAGGAUGUUGCUCCCAGAAGCAUCCAGUUCCAUACUGACAGCCGUGGAAAUCCUUCCUGGAAGCACCAUUGUCGAUCCAGCGUCCCUAUCGCAUGCAUCCAACUCCUUGCUGACAGAAGCAUCCGGUUCCAUUCUGACGGCCAUUGACCUCCUUCGUGUAGGGAGCAGCAGCAUUGUCGAUCCAGUUUCCGUAUCGCAUGUAUCCAAUUCUUUGUUGACAGCGGUGGAAGUCUUUGAUGGAAGUACCAUUGUUGACCCGGUGGUCGUUUCGGAUGUCUUUUGGAACAGUUUGAGAUCCAAAUUUUUGGCACUGGUCAUUGGCCAAGUUCUAUCCGCCAUUGUCUUUGCCGCCAUUUCCUCCUUCUUUGCCGCUCAGAUUUCGCAAGUAGGAACCUUUGUCAAGGAAAAGAUAUUUCCAGAAGAUCCAAACAAACCAAAGAAGACUGCGCAGGCGGCUUCCAAUAGCCCUGCUCAGCAGCAGCAGCAAGUAGAUGCUGAUUUCGGAAAGCUGUUAGUGUGCUUGGCCAUUGACUUUUUUGGCGUCGCCUCUGAAGCAGUUCCUGUCUUGGGUGAACUCGCGGAUGUUGUGUAUGCACCUGCCGCUGCUGCUUUGCUUCGUUCUCUCUAUGGCGGGUCGAAUGUUCUAUUUGGCCUCGAGUUUGCCGAAGAGAUUCUGCCUCUGACGGACAUUAUUCCACUGGCAACCAUAGCAUGGGUGGUGGAAACCUACUUUGCCAAUUCGGAACUUGCCAAGAUCCUCAGUGUUGGUAACUACAAUCAAUCGCGUAUUUCUGCACCCGACGCCAUUGAUACCACAGCGACGACCGACUCUGACACUCGAAGGCUACCAGACGAUAAGAGCCGAUGGCAAUAA
Molecule: messenger RNA, 1002 nt
Organism: Cylindrotheca closterium
Lineage: Eukaryota; Bacillariophyta; Bacillariophyceae; Bacillariales; Bacillariaceae
Source: the annotation of a GenBank genome assembly